AUGGUCGAAGUCAGACAAUAUCACCUUUUGCCCACAAACCUCAUUCCAAACUCCCCUAGGCCUUUACUUCACUAUAAAAACGUUUUGGCCAAGAAUGUCGACUCCCACUGCGACCCAGGUGACGUCUGGGACAUGUUCACUAAGAAUGAAUGGAAAGUGAACUGGAUAUUUCGCUACAGCGAUACACAACUGUCUCACUAUCACUCAAAAGCGCACGAAUGUAUGGCCGUUCUUUCCGGCACAGCGAGCAUCCGAUUUGGCGUCGCCGACACUUCCCCAGAUAUGAACGAGAACACAUAUAACUCCGCUUGGGAAGAAGGAGGUGUCUUGCUGGAAGCUGAAGCUGGGGACGUGUUUAUAAUACCAGCUGGUGUGGCACACAAGACACAUAAUACGAGGCCCAAGGCCGACUUUGCACUUUUGUCCCCUGGGAACGGACAUGGCAUCGAGGCCGAUGACCCAAAGAAAGCACUAUCCGAGAUUAAGCUGCACGGGUUUACAAUGAUGGGAGCGUACAAUGGAGGCGACUGGGACUUUAUCGCGACUGGAGGGAAUUUUGAAAGGGUAUGGGCUGUUCCGAAGCCGAAGUAUGAUCCUGUUUUUGGAAGUCAGGAGAUUGGGCUUUGUAAAACGUGGCAUGGAAGCAAUGAGGAGCCCAGGGCUCGCCUAUAA
Penicillium griseofulvum is the source of this 672-nucleotide messenger RNA. Its product is annotated as cupin domain-containing protein. The record is from RefSeq and is a predicted model, not a curated record. The transcript has a single exon. Lineage: Eukaryota; Fungi; Ascomycota; Eurotiomycetes; Eurotiales; Aspergillaceae. The coding region runs from base 1 to 672 and encodes 223 amino acids.